Molecule: messenger RNA, 4145 nt
Organism: Cannabis sativa
Lineage: Eukaryota; Viridiplantae; Streptophyta; Magnoliopsida; Rosales; Cannabaceae
Product: protein ENHANCED DOWNY MILDEW 2
Exons: 20
Coding region: 198-3851 (1217 amino acids)
Source: RefSeq, a predicted model, not a curated record
UAGUAAAAAAAAAAUGGACUCCAAUUCCAUCGUGGGCUAAACAAGGAAGCGCUUCAUCUUCAUCCGUCCAAGCUAUUGUUUCUUUCUCAAAUUCACACAAAGACCCUAAAUCCCUCCCUUUCGCGCGCGCCACUCUGGUUCUCCGGCGUCAAAAGCUAAUUGAAAGAGUUGGUUGGGUUAGAGUUAAGAGAAAGUAGAUGGCAUCGUCAGAUGACGAGGAUGAGGCUCUGCCACUAUCUGUUGCAAAUUACCAUUUUGUUGAUGACAAAGAUGAACCUGUUUCAUUUUCUGUUUUGCCAAUUCAAUGGAGGGAGAAUGAGGAAAUUGGUGGUGAUAAUCUACAAGUUUUCCUACAUGGGACUGCUGAUAAUGGACUCCAGAAACUAUAUAAGCAAGUCAUAGCAUGGAAGUUCGAUCUUUCCUAUGUGAAGCCCGAGAUAUCUGUACUAACAAAGGAUAAUAGUUGGAUCGUUCUUCAAAAGCCCAGAAAGAGUUUCGAGAAAGUCAUUAAAUCAAUCUUGAUAACAGUGAACUGUCUUCAUUUUAUAAGUAGAAAUCCUGAUACACCAGGGAAAUCUUUGUGGGAUCACAUGUCUAAAGUUUUCAGUUCAUUUGAGGUUAGGCCUUCCAAGAAUGAUUUGGUGGAUCAAAAAUCUUUGAUCAUUGAAGCUAUGGAAAAGAAUGACAUCUUAGCAAAGUCCAAGUUUUUACUUGCAUAUCUUGAUGAGAAGCCCAGAAAGAGGAAAGCACCUGAUGAGGAAAGGCAAGCAACAACAACUUCAAGUUUUAUAGUUGAUGAAACAGAGGAAACAGAAUAUGCAGAAGAGGAUGAUUCCAAUGAAGAUGAUGAACUGUUUGAUUCUGUCUGUACUUUUUGUGAUAAUGGUGGUGAUAUUUUGUGUUGCGAAGGGAGCUGUUUAAGGUCGUUCCAUGCAACUGUGGAGAGCGGUGAAGAUUCUAAUUGUGUUUCUCUUGGCUAUACAGAGGAUGAAGUAAAUUUGAUCCAGCAAUAUUUGUGCAAGAAUUGCGAAUAUAAACAGCACCAGUGUUUUGUUUGUGGGAAAUUAGGCUCCUCUGAUAAAUAUUCAGGUGCUGAGGUGUUUCGUUGUGUUUCUGCAACUUGUGGCCGAUUUUACCAUCCACGCUGUGUUGCAAAAUUGCUCAAUCCAUUCAAUGGAGUUUCUGCUGAAGACCAAGAGAAAAAGAUUAUCAAUGGGGAAUCUUUCACAUGUCCUAUUCAUAAGUGCUGUGUUUGCAAAGAAGGAGAGAAUAACAAAGAUCCAGAUCUGCAAUUUGCUGUGUGCCGGCGUUGUCCUAAGUCUUACCAUAAGAAAUGCUUGCCAAGGAAAAUAUCUUCUGAAGACAUUGAAGAGGAAGGCAUAGUAACAAGGGCCUGGACAGAUUUACUGCCCAAUCGUAUUCUUAUAUAUUGCUUAAAGCAUGAGAUCGAUGAGGAUCUUGGUACUCCAGUGAGGAACCAUGUCAAGUUUCCUGGUGUUGAAGAACAAAAGAGCACUUUCAGAAAAAAGAGCACUAGUAUUGGAGAAAAGAGGCAAAAGCAGACAGCAGAGUUGCUAACAGAUCGGAAGAAAACUAAGACUAGAGUUGCUCCCUUGGAAAAAUCCCAUGAAGGAAGAACAACUCAUGCUGAAUCCAAACAGAGUAAGAAGUCAUUUUCUGCUGUAAAAGUAGGUGGUAAGAAUACUGGAAAAUUACCCGUUGGAUCAAGUAUCCAUAAGAAAGUAAAAGUAAAUGAUGCAUCAAGAGAGGAAAUGAAUUCUCCCAUGGCUGAGGAAAACAACUCACUGGGUGAUAAGCUAUACACGUUAUAUAAUAAGAGGUCUGGAUCAGUGAAGUCAAGGAAGCGGGAUACAUCUGAUGUCGACAAGGCAGCGAUAGUUAAUCCUGCUACAAAAAGAUCGAGCAGUGACUUACCUCCCUUAGAUGCUGAUAGAGAAAAGAGGUUAUUAGAAUUGAUGAAGGAUGCAGAAUCAAAAAUAAAUAUUGAAGGUAUCAAACAAAAAUUUAAAGCUCCCUCUACUCAUGUAGCCUAUAAAAAUUUGGCUUCGGAAAAAGCAGCUAUUACGCUGGGAAAGGUGGAGGUCUCAGUCGAGGCAAUUCGAGCAGCUUUACGGAAACUUGAGGAAGGGUCCAGUAUCGAAGAUGCAAAAGCUGUUUGUUCAUCGGAGGUUCUUGAGCGGAUGUUUAAAUGGAAGGAUAGGCUGGGAGCAUCUCUUUCACCAUUUUUACAUGGUAUGCGCUACACUUCUUUUGGUCGGCAUUUUACUAAAGUGGAGAAACUUGAAGAGAUUGUCAAUAAACUCCACUGGUAUGUACAAGAUGAUGAUAUGAUUGUGGAUUUCUGCUGUGGUGCUAAUGAUUUCAGUGUCUUGAUGAAGAAAAAGCUUGAUGAGACAGGAAAAAAGUGCUCAUACAAAAACUAUGAUUUCAUAGAACCAAAGAAUGAUUUUUGUUUUGAGAAGAGGGACUGGAUGUCUGUCAAGCCAAAGGAAUUGCCAACUGGAUCAAAAUUGAUCAUGGGAUUAAAUCCUCCCUUUGGAGUUAGAGCAUGCCUGGCAAACAAAUUUAUUGAUAAGGCUCUUGAGUUUAACCCAAAACUUCUUAUACUUAUUGUUCCACAAGAAACUGAAAGGUUGGAUGAAAAGGCUCAACCUUAUGAUUUGGUUUGGGAGGAUGAUCAUCUGCUAUCAGGAAAGUCAUUUUAUCUGCCUGGAUCAGCUGACGUUAAGGACAAACAAAUGGAACAAUGGAAUGUGAAGCCUCCUCUACUUUAUCUAUGGAGCCAUCCUGAUUGGUCCAACAGACAUAGGAAAAUAACUGAAAGUCAUGUUAAUCUUUUUAAACAAGAAGAGGCUGUGGUAGAUGUUCAUUCAUUGGGUAACCAUGAUGAUUCAGGUGAAUUCCAUGAGCAUGCCAUGGCUGACUCUGGUGAUUAUGGUAAUAUUCCUAGGCAUGCACUGGGUGACCCUGGUGAUUUUAGAGAUAUACUUGAUCAUGAAAUGGAUGACCAUCAGAAUUUCAUGCCAACUGAUGAUCCUGUGGAAACUGAGAAUCUGAAAGAUGAUGUAACUGGGGUGGUUGGAACAGGAGGACAGAAGGAUUACUCCCCUUCAAUCAGCAGCGAUAGAGAGGAUCGUGAGAAUCCUGCUGGGAAGAAAGCACCCAAUGAGAACACAAAGAGGCGGUUACAGACCAGAAAAAAUAAGAGAAAAAGAGCAAGGGCCCAGGCUGAUACUAAGAGCAGACAUGGUACAGAGAUGCCCAGUAGAGUAUCUCCUUAUACAGCCAUUAAUCAACGUUUUGACUCCAGCGUUCCUGGCAUGCACUCCCAGUUUGGAAUAGCGCAUGUUGAUCAGUUAGAUAGACGGUACGGUAAUGUUAGUGAUGAGCAUUCUAAUUUUCCCACGAGAUCAGCUACUGAUUAUGGGGCUAACUCUAUCAGUAGACCAUUAGAUAUGGACACUAUGUACAGGAGGGAACAUACUGUUCGAUCACAGCUUCAGCAUUACGGCCAGCAAGAUCCGGAGGUCCAAGGAGGUUAUUAUCCUGGAGGUCAGGAUUCCAGAUAUGGUCAGAUUGGACUGCACACACCAUACCCACCUACUUAUGGAAAUCCUGGUCCAAUAUCUGAUCCUCUUUACAGAUCAAACUCAUCAGGAGCGCAGUGGUACGUACCACAAUCAGACCCAUUGCUUCACUCAAGAAUGCACAUAAUGGGGUCUGAGCCACCACUGACCAUUUUUGAUCCUAGAGCAGCUCACUCUUAUGGACUCCCGGAUUUCCAUUUGGGUUCUCACCUACCCUAUUCACACCGUCCCCCAGGUAGAUGAAGAGUCGACCUUAUGAUUUGGUUUUUUGUUUUGGGGGGGUGAUGUGUCUACAAGCUUAAUUGUAAUUAUAUGGAUUUAGUGUUUAGAUUUUUUUUUUUGGAUAACACCUGUUAAACUUAUGUGUUCAUCAAUGUAAUCAUUCUCUUUAUUUUGCCCCAUAAGUAAAUCGGGUUAACUCGAUAAUUGUUUAGAGACAUUCGUUAAUGUUUUACUUUUAGAAAAUACUUUUUGAGCUUAAGGUAGUCUUUACUCUUGCAUCAUUAUCCAUUAUCCAUGUUUUGUGGAUUAUUAUUA